Messenger RNA from Cimex lectularius (bed bug), 7016 nucleotides. RefSeq lists its product as uncharacterized. Bases 469 to 5715 code for a protein of 1748 amino acids. The transcript has 20 exons. Gene Ontology annotation, molecular function: protein binding; transcription corepressor activity. Gene Ontology annotation, cellular component: nucleus. The record is from RefSeq and is a predicted model, not a curated record. Lineage: Eukaryota; Metazoa; Arthropoda; Insecta; Hemiptera; Cimicidae. Gene Ontology annotation, biological process: negative regulation of transcription by RNA polymerase II.
AGAAACAGUCUAGUUGGUGGCGAGAGUCCGUACUCGGUGUGUCGUUCACCUCGCCUUCUUGUUGUUAAUUGAAUUUUUUUUUUGUCUCAUCUGAUUGAAUUGUUAGUGAUCGAGGGACAAUCGUGACGAAACAGUGCUGUGCGGUUUGUGGAUUGUGUUGUGAUACCUUGCAGACAGUGUCUGAUUAUCAUCGACUUUUUUCUUGUCUGCGAUCUGCGUUGAGGAUUAAUACGAAACAUCAGGAAAGGGAACCGUAUCCGCCACGCCGUUCAACAAGAGAAGGUGCAGAAAUCAACGUUAGUCGCUCUCAAAACGGAGAUGACAGCAUUUAUACAAAAUGACAUCUGCUGAUUUCAAUCUUAUUGUCCAGAUUGAUGGAGAGGCGGCCGUCCGCAAGGUUCACAAUGACGCUACCCCUUCCCCUGUCUUCCGAAACACUUCCCUGAUCCCCCCUGGCAAUUGAAAGGUAUGGAUGUUUCAUUUAACAAUGUGCUUGAAAGCACCAGGCAGUACUUCCAAGGGGUCCCGCCGGCGGCAGUGGGUACCGGAAAUACAGGGGGGCAGUACAAUUCGCUGGUCGGUAUCGCGGGCGGCGCGGGGCCGCCUGCGUCGUCGGCCGCAGCUGCAGCCUACUACCAACAGCAAGGUGCUCAUCAUUCCUACCAACCCUCGCAGCAGCAGUCUUCUUCGACGAAGCACCAAGGUUACCAACACCAAGAACCACUUAGGGUACCGAGCUUGGCUCCGUUUUCUUCGUUGAAUUAUCGAAAUUCGAACAGUGUUCCGGGUCCUGCUAUGCCUAAUACAAGUCCUCCACCUCAACGACAACAUCAGCCUUCUCUGAUGGACUACCCUGGUCAAUAUCAUCUCUUAAGGACACCUUCGCAAACACAGCAGCAGCAGCAGCAGCAGCAGGCUAUUCACCACCACCCACAUCAACCUGCACAACAGAUGUUAAUGCAUCCGGGUCAACACCAUCAGCAGCAGAAUCCUCCGCAUCCUCACCAGCAACAGCAAACACUCAUUUCUCAACAGCAACAUGAACAACAAAGACAUAUGCAGGAGCAGCAACGUCAACAAGAACACUCCCGUCAUCAUGAGCAGAGGCAAAUUCAGGAUCAACAGAGGCAGCAUCAAGAUCAACAGAAACACCAACAAGAGCAGCAGCGACAGCAAGAGGAACAACAGCGUCAUCAUCAAGAACUACAAAGGCACAAUCAAGAGCAACAGCUUCGACAACAACAUGAGGAGCAACAGAGGCUUCAUCUAGAAUUGCAGAGGCACAAUCAAGAACAACAGAGGCAACAUCAGCAGUUGCAAGAACAGCAGCGACAGCAGCAGCAGCAGCAGCAACAACAACAACUGCCACAACUAACUGCUCACCCUCCACGAGGUUCUCAACAUCAAGAGAUACCAAGGCCACCUUCCCAACAUCAACUUCAGCCACCCACUAAUGUUCAAAGCUUGCCUCAACAAAGGACCCCAACACCCAAUUUGCAGCAUCAACAAAUGAAACAUCCUCAGCACCAAUUGAAUGGAAAUGCUUCACCAGGUGUUGCCAGAAGUGCAAAUAGUACACCUGUUAAUUAUAUAGGUUAUAAUAAUUAUAACAACCACCACCAAUCCCAUCCACAAUCUAGUACUCCGAAUCCACAGCUGAAUCAGACUGAACAACAGGAACCUUCAAGGGAUCUUUCUACACCUCAGGGCUUUUAUCCUGGUCAUUCAUCAACACCGAUACCGCCCACUGCACAAACUCAACAUCAGCCAAGGCUGCAAACUGGAACAGUUCUCAAAAGAGAGUCUCCACUUGAUUUAUCAGUAAAAACUGUUCGACAGAGUGCAGACUCUACAGCAUCUGAUUCUGAACAAAUGAAUUAUUAUUACCAUUCACAGCAGCAAGAGUACAUGAGGAGUAAAUCCCUUUCUUCCUACCCGCCAACACCAGGUUAUAACCAUUCUCAGCAACAGCACCCUCAUCAAAAUCAACAUCAGACUUCUCAAGCGCAGUACCAUCAACAGUUACCCCCUGCCCAAACUAAAGUAGAUUACCACAACUCUUAUCCUCCCCAGAAACAACAUUCAUUAGCACAGUUACAUCAUAAUCAACACCCCUCCCAGCAGCCUCAACAGCCCCAGCAUCCCUCUCAACAAUUAGCUGAUCCAAAGAGAAGAAAGGAACAGCACCAGCAAGAUAUGCGCUAUUAUCAGGCUCUUCCAUCAAUGGGCAGUUUCGCUAAACAUUAUUAUCCUAUGGCACCGCAGAAUCCAGUCCAACAACCACCUCAGCAGUCAAGGCAUUCUUACCAGCCUACACCGCCAGAUCAACCACCUAAUUCCUCGAGGCAAUUUCAACCCCACAAUUAUUUAAAAAGGCCUCCACACGAAGAUAUAAAAGUUCCAAGCAGUUCCUCGGGUUCUCAGCAGAGCUCUGUGCCAGUGGCAAAGCAAGCAAGAGUUGAUACUUGGAGGGAAAGCAUAGAUCAACAAAUUGAAAAACGUUUCAGUUCCUAUUUGUCCUCCAAAGCAGUCAACGGCGAUGCCAAAAAAGGAACCUUUAUGGGACCACAAAAUCAAGGUGCAUACUAUCCCGAUCAGAAGCAUUCUAACGGCGGAGGUGCUGCAGAUAAAAGAGUGUUAAGCAUAUUAAGAAAUUCUCUUGAAACCAAAGAGGCCAGGAACCUGCAGCUGCAGCAACAACAGCUCCAUCACCAGCAAUUUCAACAUCAGCAGCAAAUGCAACAACAGAAAGCAAAAUACGGAGAAAAUAGGAGUAACAGCGUACUACAUCCUGGUUAUCAAGGAAGACACAAUCUGCCACCUUUUUGCGCUAUUACUACUGAUAGGUCAUCGACUUCUCCUCAGACUUCUCCAUACAUUCAUCACUUUCCUUCCAUGCCUCCUGGUUACAAUGCAGCAUCUAGUAGUAAAUCUUUGUACGGCCAAUCUCAGAAAAUCCCGACAAACCAAGAUGUCGUUGACAUAACGGGAGAAGAUGAAGAAGCUUUACAACAAAGUGGACAUCAUCUAGGUACCAAUAUCAAAGGAGAAUAUGAUGGUUUAGCCGCAUUCCUUGCUGCAAGGAUAAGGACAAAAGCAGAACUCAAACAGCAAGUAACUGGCCCAAACGGUACUGAUAGACCUAUCACACCAGGUUCGAGUUCUUCUGGCCGAACAUCACCUCACAGGAGCAUUCCAGGUUUCCAAUCCCCUACUCAAAAGGAUCUAGUCAGAAGUAGUAGUAUGGCAGAUCUGUUAAGUAAUACUGCCAAGUCUCAGUGGACCUUUAAUUCUCAAAAAUUAUCCAAGGAACAAGCACUUAUCGCCAAUCUUCCUAGAAAAAGAGUAUUUAAAACUGAGGAAGACCAGAGUGGUAUUCAAGCGUUAGAAAAUGCCUCAGUUAUACACCCUCCAGGAUUUCAUAUCCCAUCCAGGGAGAGCGGGCUCAGGAGUAGUUCGGAGGCUUCAGUUUUUGAUUUUCGGGACUCAGAUUCUGAAAGUGAUAUGCCUGUUUUAGAAAGGCAAACUCUUAAUGAAAUGAGGAGGAAGAAAGAAGGAGAUCAGGUCGACGAGGAGGAAGAAUACAAAAUUUGGCUGUCACGAUGUGACGAACUAGUGCUUCAACUAAACAUGGGUAAAGCGUUUAGAAGAAGGCACAAAAAGAAACUUAGGGAUAAUAUCCCAUUUGUCUGUGAUAUUAAGAAAGAGCCUGGUACAGAACAAUCUCUUUCUGAAGUAGAACCUUUAAAACAGGAAAAUGAAAUAAAUGAGAACAGGGUAAAAAAAGAAGCGAGAGAAGACGAGACAAACGGUCAAGCUGGUCCUGAAUGUGAGGGCCAACAUAUAUCUGAGCACUCUAAACCGGUUACCAAGAAGAUUAAAGGUUCACCAAAGAAGGUAAAUACAAUGGCUAAGAAGAAGACCAAGAAGCCGGUGUUUGGCGAUGGCUCCGAUUUCGCUCCCGGUUGGGAGGAAGAACUUUAUAGAUUUAAGAAAUCCUUAAGGAUACCUUCUUGUCUUAUAUCUAUUACGAGACCGCCUGGCUGGCCCAAGGGAUCUCUCAGUCUACCAGACCUCGAGAUGUUCCCAGAUUCACCGAAUACUGACUCUUUAGAUACUUUUCCAAAUAAAUCGACUCAAAAAGUCGAACCUUCAAAUGAAAAAGAUAUUAAAGAUGAUAAAAAAGCUAUUGCGAAAACCCUUGGAGAAGAGAAGUCUUUUCUCGAUCGCCUUAUGCAGAGGUAUUGUGCUCGAAGAGCGAGGCCUCUAAAGAAACUCGUGAACAAGGUGAACGAUGUUAAAGAAAAAGUCGAAACUGAACUCCUUCCUACACCAGGCCUGGAGAACAAUCCGGCCGGCGUUGCUGGAGCUUAUCUUGGCUUCAGGAAAGAAACUUUGGCUGAAUACAGAGCAGAAUUUCUCAAAACUGGAGAAUAUCGGGCUGAAGUCGACAUUCCUCCUAUUGUUCUUGAAUCUAGGACUAGAACGGAGAGCAAAGAGUACAGACGGAGUCUCACUGUAAAGGAGGUGUUUGGCGCCGAGAGACCCGCUUCUGCUCCACCUCCAGGUGUUACAAGAGAAGACCUCAGGCGAAGGCAAAGAAUAAGAAGGAAAGCUCAUCCUGACAAAAGGAAAAAGAUGCUGCCAAAGCACAAGUCUGAACAAUUUAAGGCAGUACCUGGUGCAAAAUCCGCCGAUGGCAAAAAGAUAAAACACAAAGUCAAAAUGUUUAGGAGGAAAUUGAAAAGCUCGGGUUUUGAUUACAUCAGAAAAAAGAAAAAAGCCACUGUACCUAAGAAAGAAGGGGAACAUCCUCCUCGUGAGCGGAAGAAGAAAAACCCACCAAUGACAGAACAAGAAAUUCAAUCAGAAAUUAAAGGCUGGGUUCUCAAUAAAGGACUCGGCGAAACUCUUCUGCACAGAGCUUCCAGACUUGGCAACGUGGAAACAGUCCGUUACUGCCUCGAUAAACUUAAUCACAACCCAGCUCCUCGUGACAACGCAGGGUACACACCACUUCAUGAAGCCUGUUCAAGAGGUCACCUUCAGAUUGUCAAUUUACUGCUUACUUAUGGGGCUGAUGUUAGCGACAGUGCUUUGGGAGGAGUAAGACCCCUCCAUGAAGCUGCUGAAAAUAAUUGUACAAAAGUAGUUAAACUACUGUUAGACCAUGGUGCUGACCCUCUAUUGGCAACAUACUCGGGCAAUACUGCUUUAUCUCUCGCUACUGAUGAAGAAGCGAGACAGCUGAUGGAACUACACAUAGCGAAUUGUAAUACUCCACCGCCAUCAGUACAAAUUAAAUCAGAAGAUUGCUCACCGAGCGGAAGUCAGGUGAGUGAGAAAGUACAACUAGAUGCAGACUCUUCACGAGAUGGAAUCGACGGCUUUGAAGUAGAAGAAUCCGAAGUGCUUCUCCCAAAUCUGUACAGGCUGGCCAACGAGUCCCGAUCUGAGUCUUGGGUCCUUUUCCAUGAGCUCGCUCCUCUCCUUAAAGUGAAAACAAAAGAGGCCCUUUUGAAACAGCUUGGCCAAUCGUCCGGGCAGGUCCUGCGGGAUUUGAAACUGUCCGAAUUUUUCGCCAAAGCACAUUGCCGCACCAUUAAAGCUUCAGUGACUGGGCCCGGCCCUAAAUUGCCCAGGGUCACACUUGUUAAAUAUACUGAUACGGUUAAGUUCCUUCUCGGUGUUGAGAUAUCAGUUGUACCAAGGUGACCAUGAUACUUGGAUUUAUUUACUGAAACCAAGACUAGUAGGCUUAAACGUAAGCAAGGCUAAAUUUCAUGUUUGGUCCAGUACAGUGUUAUUUUAAAAAAUUUAACCCACAGUUACUUUUUAAAUCAAUUAUUUAUUUAUUUAUUGCUCUUGUUAAUUUUUUUCUGUUCUUUAUUUAUUUGUUAAAUAUUAUGUUACAUUUUAUGUAGAAAUACCUAUUUAGAAAUGAUUGGGCAACGAAAUAUUACAUAUAUAAAGCUGGAAUCAAACUGGAAUUUUUUUUUAAUAAAUUGAAAUAGCAAUUUUAUUACUAGAAAAACAACUAGCCUUUGGUGGUUUUUAGCCUAGUAGUGAGGCCUAAAGAGUCCUCUAGUUUUUGUUGUAAAUAAUUUUUACAAAAAAAAAAUAUAUAUAAAUAUAAAUCUUUAUUCAUAAAAAAAGAAAACUAAAAAAAAAACCUAGUGGUGCUUUCUAUGUGUGAACACUCAAAUAAUAUUUUAGUCUCCACGAAAUCCCUCCUUGAUCCAAAUAAAAGUUGUGCUUCCCCUCAAUGUUAUAUAUAUCUAUAUUUUUUGUAUAUAGUGUAAGUGUUGCAUAUGGGAUUAAUUAAGAAUUAUUAUUAAAAAAGAAAAACCUAGCUGCAAUUUUAUUUUUAUUAGAAUACCUCAUUAGUGCAAUGUUCAAUGAACCUUAGCUAAAUAGUAGCUUCUAAGGACAAGACAGUUUACUAUUUUCCUUCGUACUUUAGUAAUAACAUUAUGAAGUUUCUACUUCAAUUUGUAUGUUAUAUUAAGGAAAAAUUAAAUAUGUUCUUUGUUGUUUUCUUUUUUACAUUUAAAUAAUUUCUAAGGUAGUUGUUGAAAUUAUUUUGGCAUAUUUUUACGUUGAUUCCUUUGACGUCGAUUUUAAAUAAAUUGUAUUAUAUUUUGCUUCAUUUUAUUAUUACCUUUCGUAACAUUAAAAUUUAAAAAAAAAAAUUAAAACAAGUAAAUGAAAUGGAUGUAUUUCUUAUGUAGUUUAUACGACUAGAUAAUAUUUCCAGCAAAAGUAACUGUGAUGGAAUUUUUUCAAUGCUGUACAUAUAAAGCCAUUUGUGUAUAGUUGUUGGGAAAAAUUAUAAUAAAUGUGCAAUUUAUAUUAUUUAUAAAUAUAGAAAAUGAAUUUAUAAUGCGUAUAUUGGUAUUGAGAGAAAAAAAAAUAUUCGGGAAAGAGCUAUUUAAGAACAAACAGGAAUUUAAAAAAAAAUUUCUUUUCAUUUUGUAAAAAUAAAUUUCUAAUGUGAUGUAAUUGGUUAAGAAAAA